CGAUAACGCCCGCAUCGAUAGACCCUUAUUUCGCCGGACUUGCCCGAUUUGUGUUGUUGUGAUUCGGGAUAUAUACAGGAUAUAGCUUAGCCGGGAUCCAAAAUGGGCCUGCUCUCGGAUCCGUCGAUAUCCACGCAGAGCAAGCUGGUGGACGGACUGGCGCGCCAUGUCCGCAAGGUGUGCUACGCUUUAUAUGUGGCGGGUGUGGUCUGGUUCUUCUGCUUGGCGCUGCCGGAGUUUAAUCAUGGAACAUAUCUCUCGGAAAAUGCCCUCUCCCCAGGCCUCGUUUAUCCCGAGAUCCGCAUCGACGCCAAUCGCCUGGCCAUCCAGCUGCUGGAGGAGCUGCAGCGCGAGCGCAAGGAUCAUUUGUCCACCACGCCGCACGCCUGGAUCGCGGCCAAGAUGAACGAGUUCGGUCUGGAGACGCACACGCACAACUACACGCUGCGCUAUCCCUUUGGCGGCGGCAAGGAGUAUCACGGCAAGAAUAUCUAUGGUAUAUUAAGGGCUCCUCGGAUUGCCUCCACGGAGGGCAUUGUUUUUGCCGCUCCCUACCGCGCCGCCAGCUCUGUGCACUCGGACAUCUCGGCCAGCGUGCCGCUCCUGCUGGCCUUUGCCGAUUUCGCGCGGCGCAAGAACUACUGGGCCAAGGAUCUGGUGUUUUUGGUAACCGAACAGGAGCAGCUGGGCAUGCAGGCCUGGCUGGAGGCCUAUCACGAUGGCGAUAGGGAUCUGGAUGUGAGCAAGGCGUAUCUGCGUCCCGGCAAUUUGCCCGCUCGCGCUGGCUCCCUGCAGGCUGCUUUAAAUAUCGAGGUUCAGGAUCUGGAGAUCGACCAUGUGGAUGUGCGAAUUGAGGGUCUGAAUGGCAAACUGCCCAAUUUGGAUAUGUUUAAUCUGGUGCAGCGCAUUAUGGCCCGCGAGGGCAUCGCCUCGGGCUACAAGCAGGCGCCGCGCAAGAAGCGUCGCCACAUGCAGUCCGUUUUCGAGCUCAAUCUCCGCCAGAUGCUGACCAUGCUGGCCAGCCAGUCGUCGGGCGUGCCGAAUGGCAAUCAUGGUCUGUUUCAUCGCUAUCGCAUUGAUGCUUUGACCAUAGCGGCCAAUCGCAGGGCCACCCAUGCCACGCUGAAGGGCAGUCCGGGAUCGGCAGCGGUUCCCCUGCUAAAAGCCAUUGAGGGAAUUGCUAGGAGCCUGAACAACCUGCUGGAGCGCUUCCAUCAGAGCUUCUUCUUUUAUGUCAUCGUAAACAAUGAUCGGUACAUCUCCAUCGGCGAUUAUAUGCCCGCCUUGGUGGCUCUGGUGGCCUGUGCCUUUGUCAAGGCCUAUCUUACAUGGUCCACGCUGCCGGCGACGAAUGCUGAGUUGGAAAGGGCAGCUGGCCUGGUCAGGGAGCAGGGAGAGGAGGAGGAACUGGAUACGGAUGGCGAUAAAUUCGAGCUGCCCUAUGGCUCCGUUUUGAUUUACCUCACCGCCACUUUGCUGAUUGGCUUCCUGUGCAACGUGCUGCCCCUGCAGCAGUACUUCCUCGAGAUUCCCAUGGGCGCCGCACCGCUGACCACCUCGGUGCUUAGUUUCCUCUCGCUCAUCGGCUUCAUUCUGCCCUUCGUGGUCGUUCUGCCGCCCGGCGGCCUGGAGCUGCUGCACGUGGCCUUUCUGCUCACCUAUGGCUGCGCUCUGAUCGUCAUCGGGUUGCUUAACUUUGCCCUGGGCUUCUUUGCAGCCGUGCUUACGGUGCCGCUGGUCGUCGCGCUGGAGACCAAGGAGGAGAACUCGCGCAGCACGCUGAGGAACACCAUUCGCCUGGCCACGCUGGCCAUGAAUCCCAUGAUGGUGAUCUAUGUGAUCGUGCUGGCCAUGACCUUCUAUCAGUUUCCGGAGCUGCCGCUGCAGAAGAUCAUGCUAAGGGCGGCCACCGCGGCCAUGGAUGCCUCGGCCUAUGGGCUCAUCGAUUCAGUGAUCUAUGGCAACUGGCUGUACUUUGUCAUCUGCACCAUCUUCCUGCCCCUGUGGAUCAUCUGCUGGACCUUGGCGCUGUCCAAGCGGCGGGACUACGCCGAUUACCUCGACUUCGAUGAGUCGCCGUCCACGUCGCCACAGCCGCCAAAGGUGAAGACGAAUUGAGCAGAUUUCCAUUCAAAUGUUACUCAAUGUUUGAUUGAAUGUCUACAUAUAUCAACUGGAAAUUAUCCUAAGAUAAAGUGUGAUAAACCCAACAAAAAUGUGUGCGAUGGCGGUUGCACAUGCAGAGAAAAUUCCAUUUAAAUGUUAUGCAUUUGAUUAAAUGUCUAUGAAUAAAUGAAGCCUAUUUAUUAGUUGGA
Molecule: messenger RNA, 2315 nt
Organism: Drosophila takahashii
Lineage: Eukaryota; Metazoa; Arthropoda; Insecta; Diptera; Drosophilidae
Gene: GAA1
Product: glycosylphosphatidylinositol anchor attachment 1
Biological process (GO): attachment of GPI anchor to protein
Cellular component (GO): GPI-anchor transamidase complex; membrane
Source: RefSeq, a predicted model, not a curated record